Nematostella vectensis (starlet sea anemone) is the source of this 4751-nucleotide messenger RNA. RefSeq names its product protein APCDD1. Gene Ontology annotation, molecular function: Wnt-protein binding. The transcript is spliced from 4 exons. Gene Ontology annotation, biological process: negative regulation of Wnt signaling pathway. Bases 2296 to 3894 code for a protein of 532 amino acids. The record is from RefSeq and is a predicted model, not a curated record. NCBI's taxonomy places the organism in Eukaryota, Metazoa, Cnidaria, Anthozoa, Actiniaria, Edwardsiidae. Gene Ontology annotation, cellular component: plasma membrane.
UCUCAAUGCAUGCUUGCUAGAAGGGUUGUUUGACUCGCUGAAGCGCUCGUGUUUGUGCGUCGAAGUUUUUACGGUUUGAUUCUCGUGAAAAGGUCCCUCAGGCGAUGGCAGAGGUUAGAGUCCUUUUAGUGCAGUCUUACUGCCGAAGACAGUAAUGGUAGAGGGUCUGGGGAGAAAUAGGAAGGGGAGGAGAAAUGAGUUGGGUUGGUUUCCAUUUGUGGAACAAUAUUUGCCUAUUUAUAGCGACAAACAAAGACAACAACACUAGACAUUUUGGAAAAUACCGAGUAUUGCUCUUUUUUUCGUAUCAGUUUUGUCUCUUUUUUAAAGUAAUUCGAGUUAAAAUUUUGUUUUUUAUAUAAUCCAGGAAACAUAAAAAGUUAAUUACUGAGUAAAUGAACCAGAAUUAAGUUGUCUGAGCCUCAUCCCCCAAAUACAUGGCUGUUUAUAAUAGCAAGAAACGCGAGUAGGUCGUUCUUUAUCCCGUAAUGCUCCAUAAAGUCACAAUGUCUGGAAGCGAGAAACCCUAAAAAGGGGAUUUAAUCGCCUCGCCUUCUAUUAAUUCCUCUAAUUAAGCAAGCACUUUGAGAGCGUGGAAGUAGAACGCGUCUAUAGGAACCCACUUAGGCGGGGAAACAUUUGUUGUUUUGUUUGAUGUUUUCACUAACAGAAGCCAUUCUACUCCGCCCAAAUUCAACACUCUCGACUGAUAUAUCCGCCCAUAUGGAUAAGAUAACAGCGUCUUUUCCAAACUCGGGGUGGGCACACAGAAGAGAGCCAACACAGAGCGCGGCUGCAUCAUCGAGUGGAGUAAUUAGCCACUUUGUUAGUUCCGCAAUACGUCAAGUAAUCGUUCUUCUCCCAGCCUCAGCCACCAGCAAACGUCCUCAUAUGUAACAUAUUAAAGCCGAGGGAAGCGAUAGCAUUGUGAUGGCAAACGCCAAGCAAAGAACCGACAUUUUAAUGCGUUUACAUUCUGCGCGCCCCCUAACGAGUUUCCCAGUCUUCUUUUGUGUUUACACUGUGUUUCUCACAGUAUUUUUGUCGCUUAAGACGGUUUUCAGUGACGAUCACCUUCAGGCAAUGGGCUCUUAUUUGAUUGUGUGGUCUCAGCAAGAUCAUAAUGGCUUCACGGCACUGGUACAUGUGGAAUUUAUUUUCUUUUUUCAAAUAUACGCAGCAAUCAGGCGCUCAAUUUUCUCAGUAAAAAUGAAACCGCUCGACCAAAUAUUCACCUCUAUUUCUGCUCGUUUUUACUUUUUCAAGUAAAACAAGGGCUUUUUGGAAUGAAUCAAAAUUACUUUGAACGGGAGUAGAUUGUUAAAAAGAAAUCUUUGAUGGGAUUCCCACAAAGAGUUUAUUGCUUAGUUCAAGCUGUUUCAGUGACGAAGUCGUAUAGGGCUUUCUGAGACAAUCCCAUUCGACUACUAGUACUCAGCCGACUAUAGACGAAAUCUUUUGUUGACAGCGUAGGGGGCGGGUAAUUCGUACACUACAAAGUUUUACACUACAAAUUUGUACACUACAAAGGUCGUUCACAAGUUUCACCGCUCGCAUCUCCACGUGAUGACGUGAUUUUUUUCUACUCGUUGAGUGCCCAAACUUAAAUACUAUCUUAAAAUCCGUGUAUAUUUAUCAAAAAUAAUCUUCUAAGCCAACUUUAUCAAUGGCACGGCACGUUAGCUAAAACACUCAAAGUUCAUGGAAUUCAUAGUUCAGAAAAUCGGAAACCAAAGUUGAAAAUGAGAAUAUCAUCUGCCGUUGGAUAUUGUAAACAUAGGAUAUGAAUGGGGAGUUUGACGAUGAGCUAAAUAGGAAUGACGCAGAUAGCAUGAAGGAGGUAUUGUUAAGUUAUCGUAAUUCUUUACCAUCAAGCCUAAUCCGUGGCAGCUAAGACCGGCACUUAGACGGCGUAAGCUACUUAAAACCCCGUGACUUGGGCACUGAGUACAAGCAGCUGUGGGUAAUGGACGGCCAACUACUAUUCUUAGUAUAGCGCGCGCACUAUCACUCGCGGUGAAAUGACGGGGAUGAAGCAAGCGCGUACGGGAUACUGGUCUUUACUGCUGGACGUUAAUCACUAGAUUAGCGAAGAUUUUCUGGACAAUUUCGAUGGCACCAUGGACAUCACCUCUCUUGAGUCGAAACGCCUAGCAUUCCAAUCCAGCUAACUAAAAGCCAGCACUUGAAACAUAAAGGACUUGUGAUUCCACUUGAGCACCGCCGACUGUGAGCGCUGAAGGGGCACACGAGGGUCUGACUACAUCAACGCGAGGAUCAGAGCGAUUGUGAGUCAUGAACUUGUUAGGGCUUCGCUCUGCAUGCUGGUGCAUUUGGAUCACAUUAAUAGUGGUUGAUCUAGCGCCCGGAGCAAGUUCCUCGUGCAGGCAGAUUGUCCGCCAUAUUACACAUUACCGCGGUAUACGCUCACAAAUUCGACCAGACGUGUCCGGUAUCUGGACCUCCUCUAGGUGCGAGGCUCGCCCCGGUCCCAAAUUCCUGACUCGCUUCGUCCAGAUUUUCUCGAACCAAACAUGGCAGGCGGACUUCCAUUUCUAUUCAGAUUAUCAGUGCACCAAGCCCACGUUCACUUUGCAUGUGCGCGGGGCGUACUGGUUAGGCAACGAGGCGAAAGAUUUAAAAGGUGCGACGGCAGCUCAUUUUAACUUCACCACUAUCCACAUCCACCCUCACACACAAGCGGAGGAAGUGAAAAUCGUCACGGUGAUGAAAAAGUCGUGCCCUGAUACGCUUUUAAAUAUUAAGGAGACACCAGGGAUAGGCGUAUACAGUGCGACAAAUGCAGCUUUCAGCAAAAGACUUUGCAGAACAACCUUUGGCAUCUCGGAUUAUGAAUUCUCUGUGCUCAAAAUUAAUACUUUUAAGAUGUUGAGCUCUAAGUCAGACCUUCUGUACUUUGGUGAGAUUCCAACAGGGAAAAGCCGCCGACGGUACAGCCCAACAAGUUACCAGCUACCAUUGAAGCGAAACAACGCUCCCAACUGCACAAUUUGUAUGGUAAUCAGUACUGCAAGCGCAGGGGUGGCGCCCAUCAUACCAAAGGUCCGGCCACGCCCUGUGAUGUUGAAUGACGAGUGGGGUAGUUCCUCAUGUGAGACACGCCCCGGUGGGUCAUUCCUCACCCGCUACAUGGCCUUCCAGGACAGCAGAAGCCACUGGGAGGGAUAUUACUAUUAUUUUCUGGACCCUGAGUGCAGGAAGUUAAACUUCAUGAUUUACUUUAAAGGAGUUUUUACGAGCGGAAGUUAUAAUACCAAAGUGCGUGACGGUGAAGAUUACGUGUUCACCGUGACGGAAGCGGCCAUUACACCUCAUACUAAGUCCUUUACGAGGCAGCUCAACUAUAUGUCACGCAAUAACGAGUGCGGCAAAGAUGGGGAGUGGGAAAAUGGUCAGUCACAGGACAUCACGCAAUCCAAGGGAUGCCGGCUUCUUGGCAUCAGCCUGCCUCACACCGAGUACGACCUCUUGAAGAUGGUGACCAACGAGGAUGGCGAGCGAGAGUUAUACGUCGGGCAAAGACCGACCGACUUGUCCAGUCUUGCCUCACCCGACAAACGCCCGACUUCAUUUCAAGUGCCGAUGUUAAAGUGCGACGCCUUUCGGCAUGAGUUCGUGCCUCCGACAACACAGCCGACAACUGCGCCGACCACUAGAUUUCCUAAACCACCCGUUAUCAACCCAAUACUGGCUGUACCGACCCUUAAACGAGACGGAAAGAAAUCUCCGACGGAGAAGGAUAAGACGAGUAAAGGUACGCGUGGGACGACGUCGAAUGGCGACGUGCUUGCAGCGCGAGACGAAAAUGCGGCAUCUAGCCUGCGGGCCUCGAUCAUAGUGGCAGCGGUGCUACUGCUAAUCACGUUACUAUGACAACUGAAUGACUGUUGUUUUAUUGGGUGAGAGCAGUGUCAAACUGACGUCAUGCAAAAUGACCAUAUUAGGAAGUCCAAAGGCAAAUGACAAUUUGACGUGUGGUUUGGCAGACAUGAUGUAGCGCUCAAUUGUUGAGACAUUGGUUCGGUGAAGUAAUAGAAGAAAGUACCAAGUAUUUUCAAAAUUUGACUUUUAAAAUAAAAAAUAUAAGUAAAACCGAGUUAAACAUAGUUUAACUGAGCUGUCCAGUAUAGAAUAUAAAAAAAAAUAAUUUAUAACUCACUCAAAAUGCACUAUUUUCAAUACUAACAGGUUCGACUGGUAAACUUGAUAAAAAAGCAUCUAAAGGAGCCGGCAAAGCCUCCCUAAGAUGCCUCGCUUUGCCAUGCUAUUGAUUAUCUCAUAUUGAAGCCCAGGACAAUAUGUACAAAUCGCCGACAGUCAAAACAGAUAGUAUGUUUAGGUUUUUUUUUAUUCCUUAUUGACACAAAUUAUAAAGAAAAGACUCUUACAAGCUUAAUAACAAACGGAGUCUUAUGGAUUCUUCGGAAGCGGGCACCAGGGGUUAACUGGGGUAAUUUUGCAAAUGGCAUUGCCAGAACUAAAAAAAUACCAGAACACCCCAGAACGCGUGAAAACUCACGCUUAUACAAGUUUCAUUAUAGUCUUGGUUUGAAGCCUGAGUGAAUUAUUAUUUUGAUGAAUUUGAAUAUUACAAUCGAGAAAAAUUCGCUGUUAAUAAAAUAAAUAGUUUCUUAGUUUUCUAUGUGAUAUACUGGCACAGUUGUAUAAUAAUGCAUUUCAACGAAAAGAGUAGUGUAAAAUAAUUGUUCAAAUAAAGGAAACAAAUGUGA